UGAGGUUGUAUUUCUAGAAAGCUCAAUUCUUGCUCCGGCACUGCAACAACAAAGAAAUUUCCGAAGAAAUAUGAAUCCGCCGGACAACAGUGACGUUCCUCCGCUCCCCACCAUCAAACUUCACCAUCCAUCUUCCCCUCACCACCCUUCCUCCACCGCCACCCCCACCGCCGGCGCCCGCCGCAAGCUCGGCGUGGCCGUCGACCUCUCCGAUGAAUCCGCCUUCGCCGUCCGCUGGGCCGUCAAUAACUACAUCCGCCCUGGGGAUGCGGUCAUCCUCCUCCACGUAUCCCCCACCUCUGUCCUCUUUGGGGCCGAUUGGGGCCCCCUUCCGCAGCACUAUUCCAACUCGUCUUCUGCCGAACAGCCUUCUCAGCAGCAACUGGAAGACGAUUUCGAUGCUUUCACUGCCUCGAAAGCUGCCGAUCUCGCUAGACCUUUGAAGGAAGCUCAGAUUCCUUACAAGAUCCACAUUGUCAAGGAUCAUGAUAUGAGGGAAAGGCUUUGCUUGGAGGUGGAGAGGCUAGGGUUAAGUACGGUGAUCAUGGGAAGCAGAGGUUUUGGAGCUGCGAAGAAAGGGAGAGAUGGCAGAUUGGGAAGCGUCAGUGACUAUUGCGUGCAUCACUGCUUGUGCCCAGUUGUGGUCGUGAGGUACCCGGAUGAUAAGGAAGGUAGCGCAGGAGAGCCGAUGGUCACUGUGAAGGAGAUGGAGGAGGAAGAGGUCGCUCUGAAGCCAGACGGGGAGAAUCAGGAUCAACAAGAUGCUUGACAAAUAACAAGUGGUUGGGGUUCCUGCGUUAUCCUCUCAGCAACAGAUGGCGUGGAAUGCUCUGAAGCCAACCAGAAUUUGACAUGACUAAAAAUGUUGUUAUCAUGUUUGAGAUGAACUGCAUUUGUUUAAAAUGGAUUCGUAGAUUCCUGUCUCACCUCCCUGUCUCUGUCAUGUAUCAACUUGGGGCGGAUGGAUGAUGUUACCGUAUGGCUGAUAAAAGUGUUUGAUUUUCUUUUAUGCUACUGCAGUGUGAUACAUAGAUAAUCACUCUUAGAGAGUUUGUUUUUGCUUCUAUGAGCUGUCCUGUAUGCUUUUCAAAGAAUUGAGCCUAUUAUAAACAAGUGCAGUUAUCACGAAGGCAUUUUGUUCUUGAAAUUAUACACGGUAAAAGCUUGAGAAGAAAAAUAAAAUUGCUGGUAGGUU
Molecule: messenger RNA, 1195 nt
Organism: Rubroshorea leprosula
Lineage: Eukaryota; Viridiplantae; Streptophyta; Magnoliopsida; Malvales; Dipterocarpaceae
Source: the annotation of a GenBank genome assembly